Magnolia sinica is the source of this 3693-nucleotide messenger RNA. RefSeq names its product serine/threonine-protein kinase-like protein CR4. Gene Ontology annotation, biological process: protein phosphorylation. The record is from RefSeq and is a predicted model, not a curated record. Bases 158 to 2926 code for a protein of 922 amino acids. NCBI's taxonomy places the organism in Eukaryota, Viridiplantae, Streptophyta, Magnoliopsida, Magnoliales, Magnoliaceae. Gene Ontology annotation, molecular function: protein kinase activity; ATP binding; protein binding. The transcript has a single exon.
UCAAUUUUCUUUAAAAUGAGAUUUUAUCAUUUUAGAUAUUGAAGGGUAAACAUCAGAAGGCCAGGAUCUCUUUUUCAAAUAGAAUGUUGGUGGGUUUUCCCAUUUAAAUCAUCUGGUUCAGUCCAAACAAGGCCUUUUACCCAUCUCAGUCUUGUGCAUGCACAUCAAAAACGAAAAAAGAAAAAGGAAAAAAGCCGAGGUGUUUGAUCUUUCUGCAAUUUUUCUCAUCUGGGCCUUGAAGAUGAGGAUCAGAAGAGCAGAAAUUCUUCUCAAAGCUGCAAUCUUGGUUCUGUUUUCUUCUUCAAGGCUGCAGAUUUUAGGCCUGGGUUCCAUGUCUUCCAUUGCUGUUUCUUAUGGUGAAAAUGGUCCUGCUUUCUGUGGCCUAAGCUCAGAUGGGUCCCACCUUGUCAGCUGCUAUGGAGCUGAUUCAUCUGUUGUCCAUGGAGCUCCUUUCAGAUUCCCAUUCUCAGGCCUAACUGCUGGUGAUGGAUUUGUCUGUGGCCUGCUGUUGGAUUCAAAACAACCCUACUGUUGGGGCAAUAGCAUCUACAUCCAAAUGGGUGUCCCUCAUCCAAUGGCUGAAGAAGCUUCCUACUCAGAAAUCAGUGCUGGGGACCACCAUAUCUGCGGAUUGAGAUUGCUCGCCAAAGGGAACUAUGCAAACAUCUCCAUGGUUGAUUGCUGGGGCUACAACAUGACAGCUUCUCAUGCAUUUGGAGGUAAGAUCAUGUCUAUCACAGCUGGUUCUAUUUUCAAUUGUGGCUUGUUUGCUGAGAACAGAACAGCAUUUUGUUGGGGUGAUGAGACUGGGAGUGGGGUCAUUAGCCUUGUUCCUAAAAACUCAAAAUUUCAGAGCAUUUCCGCCGGUGGGUUCCAUGUCUGUGGGGUUUUAGAUGGUGGUGUGGGGAGAGAUUCCAGAGUCCUCUGUUGGGGGAGGAGCUUGAGCUUGGAAGGGUCUUUUGGCAAUUCAGCUGGCAGCGGAGAUGUGGACUUGGUUCCUGAGGAUUCCAUGGUUUCUGUUGUGGGUGGGAGAUUUCAUGCCUGCGGUAUAAAAAGAUAUGAUCAUGCUGUGAUUUGUUGGGGUUAUAGGCUUGAAAACAGCAUGCCGGCUCCUAGUGGAGUGAGAGUUCAUGCGAUUGCGGGUGGGGAUUACUUCACAUGUGGUGUUCUUGUGGAGAAUUCCCUUCAAGCUUUCUGUUGGGGUUUGAGUUUCCCAUCUGCGCUCCCACUGGCGGUUUCACCAGGACUCUGUGUUUCUAGUCCUUGCAGGUCAGGUUUCUAUGAAUUCAGUCACCAGAACUCAGAUGUCAAGAUCUGCAACUCGUCAAAUUUGAGAGUUUGCUUGCCAUGCGGCAAUGGAUGUCCUUCAGGGAUGUAUCAGUCCCUUGGUUGCACGCCCACAUCCGAUCGUCAGUGUGAAUUCAACUGUUCAAUCUGCAAUUCAUCCGAGUGCUCGAUUGGGUGUUCUUCGCCUGCGACGAAAAGGAACCAACGGCUGCUGACGCUUAAGAUGCCAAUUGUUGUUGCGGAGCUCGUUUUUGUUGUUGCAUUGGUAAGCUUCAUUUCCUUAAUUACCUGUAUUUUUGUUCAUCGCAAGUUACGGAAAUGCUGUUGUUCUGCAAUGGAAGAGGGAAGUUUGAAAGAUCGAAGAUGCUCUCUCCGCAAAGAGCCUGUGAGAAUCCGUCCCGACUUGGAAGAGCUGAAGAUUAGCAGGGCCCAAACGUUUAGUUAUGAAGAGCUGGUGCAGGCUACUGGCGGGUUUAGGGAAGAAUCACAGGUAGGAAAGGGAAGCUUCUCUUGUGUUUUCAAAGGGAUCUUGAAGGAUGGAAGGGUUGUUGCAGUGAAACGGGCGAUAAUGGCACCUGAUCUGAAGAACUCUAGGGAAUUCCACACUGAACUUGAUCUCCUUUCAAGAUUAAAUCAUGCCCAUCUCCUCAGUUUGCUCGGUUACUGCGAGGAAGGCAGCGAAAGGCUCUUGGUGUAUGAGUUCAUGGCUCAUGGGUCAUUGCACCAACGCCUCCAUGGGAAGAACCUGGGAGGGAAAGAGCCUUUGAAUUGGAUCAGGAGGGUCACGAUUGCCGUCCAAGCAGCCCGAGGGAUCGAAUACUUGCAUGGUUAUGCAUGUCCGCCGGUAAUUCACCGAGAUAUCAAGUCUUCUAACAUACUCAUCGACGAAGAACACAAUGCCAGAGUUGCUGAUUUUGGUCUGUCUUUGUUGGGGCCCACUGAUAGUAACUCCCCAUUAUCCGAGCUCCCGGCUGGUACUCUAGGCUACCUUGAUCCUGAAUACUAUAGACUCCACUAUCUUACAACGAAGUCCGAUGUCUACAGCUUUGGUGUCUUGCUUUUGGAAAUUCUAAGUGGCCGGAAAGCCAUCGAUCUGCAGUUCGAGGAAGGGAAUGUGGUCGAAUGGGCUGUCCCACUGAUCAAGGCGGGGGACAUUUCAGUGAUCUUGGACCCCACAUUGAAGCCUCCAGUGGAGAUUGAGGCUUUGAGGCGGAUCGCCAAUGUUGCAUGUAAGUGUGUCAGGAUGACAGGGAAAGAGAGACCGUCGAUGGAUAAGGUGACGACGUCUCUAGAGCAUGCGCUUGCUCUUCUGAUGGGUAGCCCAUCCGUGGAGCAGCCAAUCUUGCCGACUGAGGUGGUUUUGGGGAGUAGCAGGUUGCAUAAGAAGGCGUCGAUGAGGUCUUUGAACCGAUCGUGUUCAGAGAUUGAUUCAGCCGAGAUUGAAGAUCAAAGGUUUGAGCUUAGAGCUCCUUCAUGGAUAACUUUCCCUAGCUUGGCCUCGUCUACAAGGACGAAGUCAUCCAUGUCGGAUGCCGAUUUGGACGGGAAGAAUUCGGAGGCUAGGAAUGCAGGCAAUGCAGGUUGCACCGAUGGAUUGAGAUGCUUGGAGGAAGAAAUUGGGCUGGCUUCUCCUCAGUAGAAAUGUUAUUUGCAGCAAAACCUGUAAAAUUUCAAGAACAGCUCUUUGUCAGGCGGGGAGGAUUUGAAAGGGAGCUGUAUUUGAUCAAUCUCUGAUAUAAACCAUUUGAAUUUUGAUGGGAACUUCAAUGGUUUUUGGUUUUGAUUCUAAUGGAGAUGUUUGGGUAUGUGUGAUGAGGUGUGGAAAGACUGAUAAACCAUUUGAAUUUUGAUGGGAACUUCGAUGGUUUUUGGUUUUGAUUCUAAUGGAGAUGUUUGGGUAUGUGUGAUGAGUUGUGGAAAGACUGAUGAAUGUGGACACUAGUGCAACAGAUCAGGGCUGUUUAAAAGACGGGACCCACAGUGUACGUUAUGCAGCCUGGAAAUCGCUCAUGUUUGGGAUUGAGUGGGUCAUGAUCGAAUGAAGGAAGUGGAUGGUUAAAAAAUUUCGACCGUCGGUCUAAAUUUGGUCCACCAGAGCAAUGGGCUGACCUGAUUCCAGGCCAUGGCACAUACAUACCCAGGGGGCCAUCUUUCAUGCUCAUUUGGCUCUGUGGCAUGGGUAGCCAUUACAGUUUCUUCCUGAGUCACAACCUCCCAUGUUCUUUUGAGAAUUGGCUAGGUAUUCACUGGUUUUUUCUGAUCUCCAUGAUAUUGAGUUUAAUAAUCUGGGCUGUUGAGAUAUUGAGAUCCGUCACCCGAGUUUUGAUUCCUAUCAUACUGUGGGAAUUGGAAGAAGAAAUUGUAACUAGAUUGGAUUUUAUUUUUCUCCUAUCCACUAAAUGGAAA